AUGCCUCUCGUUGAAGCAUUUUUGAUGAUGCCUAAGCUUGGAAAGUUUCUAAAAGAUGCUAUCUUGAACAAAACCAAAGAGCUACAGGGAAUGUUGGUGCUUAGCCAUGAGUGUAGUGCCAUCAUUCAGAGAAAGUCAGUCCCAAGGAAGCUGUCUGAUCCAGGGAGCUUCAUUCUCCCUUGUGCUUUGGGACCAUUGAUGUUUUCUGGAUGUCUUUGUGACUUGGGAGCAUCUGUCAGCUUAAUGUCAUUUUCUAUAGCAAAGAAACUUAGGUAUAGAGUAUUCAAACAUGCUAAAAUCUCUCGUAUCCUAGCUGAUAGAUCAGUAAGGCUACCUGUUGGGAUGUUAGAGGACUUGCCAGUCAAGAUAGGCGGUUUUGAAGUGCCUACAGAUUUUGUUGUUCUAGAGAUGGAUGAAGAACCGGUUGAUCCACUGAUUUUGGGCAGUCCAUUCUUGGCCACAGCAGGAGCAAUUAUUGAUGUAAGAGGUGGCAUCAUUGAGCUACAACUUGGUAAAGAAAAGCUGAAGUUUGAUAUCAAGGACAAGAUGAAAAAGCCCACCAUAGAAGGACAAUGCUUCGACAUAGAGACCAUAGAUGAGCUAGCUGAUGAGAUUUUGGAGGAGUUAAAUCUUGAGGACCCUCUCCAAAUAGCUCUAACAAAGUAA
Molecule: messenger RNA, 666 nt
Organism: Eutrema salsugineum
Lineage: Eukaryota; Viridiplantae; Streptophyta; Magnoliopsida; Brassicales; Brassicaceae
Exons: 1
Coding region: 1-666 (221 amino acids)
Source: RefSeq, a predicted model, not a curated record